Molecule: messenger RNA, 1631 nt
Organism: Cynara cardunculus var. scolymus (artichoke)
Lineage: Eukaryota; Viridiplantae; Streptophyta; Magnoliopsida; Asterales; Asteraceae
Product: probable (S)-N-methylcoclaurine 3'-hydroxylase isozyme 2
Exons: 2
Coding region: 16-1533 (505 amino acids)
Molecular function (GO): monooxygenase activity; heme binding; oxidoreductase activity, acting on paired donors, with incorporation or reduction of molecular oxygen
Source: RefSeq, a predicted model, not a curated record
AUCAAAGUACUCUUAAUGGAUAUCACAAGUUUUGUUAGAGAGAACGAUCUCUCGGCCCCAUUCUUUCUUGUAUCGACAAUCUUCUUUCUUUUACUCAUCGUCAAACUAGCCAAACCAUCAUCUUCGAAGAACCUCCCACCAGGUCCACCGAGGUUGCCCAUCAUCGGAAACCUUCAUCAAGUGGGUGAUCGACCUCAUGUCUCUACUGCCAAAUUUGCCAAAGAAUAUGGUCCUCUUAUAUCUCUCCGCUUAGGCAAACAGAUUCUUGUGGUUGCGUCUUCACCACAGGCAGCCAUAGAAAUUCUUAAGACUAAAGACCGUUUUCUUUCCUCUCGUGUUGUGCCUAGUGCAUUUCAACAACCAUCCGUAAUACCUCACUCCCUCAUUUGGUCAGACUGCAACCAAACCUGGAAAAGCUUAAGAACCCUUUCUCGAACUGAAUUGUUCUCAGCAAAAGCCUUGGAAUCCCACUCUAGAUUAAGAGAGCAAAAGUUAGGCCAUCUGUUGGAUUUCUUGCAUAGAAAGCAAGGACAAGUGAUUAACAUGGAGGAUGUAGUUUUUAUUACAUUGUUCAACACUUUGASUUCCAUUAUAUUUUCAAGAGAUUUYCUUGAUUUGGAAGAUGACAGCRCGACUCGUGAUGGAUUAAACGAGUCAAUACACAAAAUAAUCGAGUAUGGAGGGAUUAUAAAAGAUGUUGGUUCAUUUUUCCCUAUUUUUGAGAGAUUUGAUCUCCAAGGAAUAAGAAAGGGAACCAUGAGAGAGUAUAAGAAAACAUUUGCUUACUGGGAGGAUAUAAUAGAGGAAAGAAGAGCCCAUGUCAAUUCUUCAACUUGGUCAUCBGAGCAMGCACAGUCUUUCUUGGAUCGCAUGCUUGAAAAUGGAUAUUCAAACGAUCAGAUCAAUCAGUUGGUUACGGAAUUACUCGUAGCAGGAACAAACACAACAACCAGUUCAAUUGUUUGGGCUAUGACUGAGUUUGUCAGACAUAAAGAGGUCAUGUCUAAAAUAGCAGAAGAGAUAGAAAGGGAAAUCAACUCAGAAAAAAUCACCGACUCUCAACUUUCUCAAUUACCUUAUCUACAAGCUAGUAUCAAAGAAGCUAUGAGGUUACACCCACCUGUGCCACUUCUUCUUCCACAUAAGGCUGCUGAAACUUGUGAAGUUAUGAAUUACACGAUUCCCAAGAACUCCAAAAUAUUUGUCAAUCUUUGGGCAAUGGGCCGAGAUCCUAAGAUUUGGGAUGACCCUUUAUCUUUCAAUCCUGAAAGAUUUAUCGGCUCAAAAUUGGAUCUUAAAGGCCAAGACUUUGAGUUGUUGCCAUUUGGUUCAGGGAGAAGGAUGUGUCCUGGAAUGCCAUCAGGUAUCAAGAGUGUUCAACUUGUAUUGGCAUCUUUGAUUCGGGAGUUUGAUUUGAUUCUUCCAAAUGAUGCUGAUCCUAUGAAGCUUGAUAUGAGUGAGAAAUUUGGGAUUGCUAUGAAAAUGGAAAAUCCUUUGAAGGUAAUCUUCAAAACAAAACAAGAAUAUCAGUAACUUUUCACAUUAUGUUUCCUCUUUUAUGUAUUUUUUAAUCUAAAAGUUAAACAAGGAAUUAAUUCUUAUUUCAUAUGUAAUUUCUUUUAUUUUAUGUA